Molecule: messenger RNA, 519 nt
Organism: Desarmillaria tabescens
Lineage: Eukaryota; Fungi; Basidiomycota; Agaricomycetes; Agaricales; Physalacriaceae
Exons: 2
Source: RefSeq, a predicted model, not a curated record
UGAUGCAUGUUGUGGACAUCGAUAAUAAAUUUAAAGGCGAAAAACACCAAAUUGGCAUAUGGCGUGGAGAUACGGCAGACUUGCGCCAAUACCAGUUUGCUUUCAUUAACUCUGACGGGCGUCCAAUCCCAGUACCUCAUGGUGUUCAUAUUUAUGGGGUACCACGUCCAGAUGGAGGUGGGACAGCGGACGAGGCACUGUCUAUUGAAAGGGCCUGCAACCUGGAGACUGCUGAUAUAUGGAGUGAAGUUUUUUUGGCACCUGAGGGUGCGGUAUAUCGCGUAACGGGAUUGGGGGAGGUUGUCCAUUUUGCAGUCCCCAUACAUGAUGUCUUUGUCCUCGUUCCCUUGAGGACCUUCAAUAGGACUUUGGAUGUCUCGGAGUUGUUGACAGUCGUAAAGGAGGAAAUAAACUCAUUUUCGCCGAGCGUGAUAGUGAUAUAUGAUCUACCAAUUUUUAGGAUUACUUGCGAGGAUAAAGGAAGUUGAACGCGUAGGCCCUGGGCAGCUGGUAUCGUGA